Messenger RNA from Lucilia cuprina (Australian sheep blowfly), 1999 nucleotides. RefSeq lists its product as uncharacterized. Gene Ontology annotation, molecular function: oxidoreductase activity, acting on the CH-CH group of donors. The transcript is spliced from 6 exons. Gene Ontology annotation, cellular component: membrane. Lineage: Eukaryota; Metazoa; Arthropoda; Insecta; Diptera; Calliphoridae. Bases 1049 to 1999 code for a protein of 316 amino acids. The record is from RefSeq and is a predicted model, not a curated record. Gene Ontology annotation, biological process: lipid metabolic process.
AAAUUUGCCAACAGUUUAGCUCCAGACAUAUGCCUUAGACAAACGUAUUCGCAGCUUCACUCCGCUAUAUUUACAGCAGAUUUAUUUUUGUUUAAAAUGUUUUUUUGUUAUACUUUAUACAAGAACAACAAAAAAGUGGUAGUAGACAUGUUGUAAAUUGCGGGAAACGAGAAUGAGCAUCAUUUAACAUUGAAUUAACGACGAAUAGGUCUACACAUGGUGGUCAAAAGAAACAGUUAAAUCUAUAACCAAAAAAAAAAAUAAUAUCGAGAAAAUUAUGUGAAGACAAAAUUGACCGAAUGGAAAACCAAAAAAUAACAAAAAAGCAACAAAAACAGCAGAAAAUAUAAACAACAAUAAAAAAACAAAACAAAACAAAAAACUCAUCAUAUAAUGUUGACCACAGAAGUAAUUGUUCAAUUAAUUGCUCAAUUUUAUUUAAAUUUUUAUAAAUUUUCAAUAAAAGCCUGAUGUCUGUCAAUAUUUCUUGUACGUUGCGUCGCACUCUACGUUUCUAUCACUCACUCUCUCGUUUUCUAAAAACCACAACAAUUUCAUUAAAUGCAAAUUACUAACUAACUAUUUUGGAAAGCAUUUAGUUAGUAAUAACAACUAACUGCAACAUAAAUAUAAAUAAUAAAGAAUAAAUAAUAACAGCAUUAAUAUUUAAUAAAUUAUUUAAAACUGCCUAUAAUUUAAAUUUAAACAAGAAAAAUAAAAUAUAAAUUUCCCAUAGAAAUAAUAAUAAAUUCACUUGCUACUAUAAUAAAUUAUUCGCGUAUAUGAUAACACCCACAAACCAACCAAAUCAAAUCCACCCAACAUUUAAACGUAAUACCCGUAAUUAGCGUCACUAUUUGCCAACGUCGACGUCUACAUUGUUGCUGUUGUUUGUUUGUUUGUCAACGGCAUUGAAAACAAAAAGAAAAAAAUAAACACAAAAUAAAUCCGUUUCAGCAGAAUCAAUAUCAAUAUAAUUGAUAUUAUUAUAAUCUAUUAGAAAAUAAUUAUCAAAUUGUAUUAAUUUAUUAACAACAACAACACAAUAAUGGCCAUUAAUAUAUUGGAUUAUGAUCAUUAUGCCAUCAGUGCCAUUGUAACGGUCAGCAUGCAAAUAUUUUUCUUUCUCAUCAAUUCAAUACUUCAAAUGGAUAAAUUAACUGAUUUUGCUGGAGGUGUUAAUUUUAUUAUAAUAUCGCUGUUGACUUUUUUCUUGGGACAAAUAGAUCGUCCAUCAAAGGCCUACGAUAGUCGUCAGUUGAUGGUCACUUUAUUUGUGUGCCUUUGGGGCGCCCGUCUAUCUGGUUAUUUACUAUAUCGUAUUGUUAAACUGGGACGAGAUAAACAAUUCGAUGAUACACGUCGAAAUAUCAUUAGAUAUGCUGUAUUUUGGACAUUUCAGGCUGUUUGGGUAUAUAUCGUUUCAUUACCCGUCAUUAUUAUCAAUUCACCACGUCAUUCACAGCCAAAUGCACCCAAAACAAUGACAACACUGGAUUCAACUGGUACGGGUAUGUUUAUAGUGGGCUUGUUGGCUGAAACAUAUGCGGAUUUGCAGAAAUUUUCAUUUCGUCAGGAUCCUGCCAAUCAAGGAAAAUUUUGCAAUGACGGUCUAUGGAGCCUGUCAAGACAUCCGAAUUAUUUUGGUGAGGUGGUUAUAUGGUGGGGUAUUUUUGCAAUAUCACUUAAUGUUAUAUCUGGCCACGAAUGGGUGGCAAUUGCCUCUCCCAUAUUUACUACAUUUAUAAUAUUGUUUUUAUCGGGUAUUCCUUUAAGGGAACGUUCAGCGGAUGAAAAAUAUAAAGAUCAACUGGAAUAUCGUAAAUAUAAAGCAUCCACAUCACCACUGAUACCAGUACCACCAUCUGUUUACGUUGAGGUACCGGCUGCUUUGAAAUUCAUUCUAUGCUGCGAAUUUCCCAUUUAUGACACAAUGAAGAUCCAAAAAGACAUUAGCCCAUAUUCACUUUCAAUUGCAAGAUCCCACUCACACAUAUAG